Lynx canadensis (Canada lynx) is the source of this 597-nucleotide messenger RNA. Its product is annotated as mitochondrial assembly of ribosomal large subunit protein 1-like. Gene Ontology annotation, biological process: negative regulation of translation; negative regulation of ribosome biogenesis. NCBI's taxonomy places the organism in Eukaryota, Metazoa, Chordata, Mammalia, Carnivora, Felidae. Gene Ontology annotation, molecular function: ribosomal large subunit binding. The record is from RefSeq and is a predicted model, not a curated record. Gene Ontology annotation, cellular component: mitochondrion.
AUGGCCUGGGAUGCGGUGGAAACACUUCUCGACCCAAGGCGCCGUCGAGAACUGAGUGGGCGCAAAGGGGGACAACACCUGCGGGGCUGGGAGGCCGGGGUGGGGCCGGCGGGGGCAGCGGGCGUCCGGCGCCUGGAGUCAGGCCCGGCAGAUCGUUCUGGCCCCCAGUUAGACAUCGAUAUGCUGGUUUCACUUUUGAGGCUAGAAAAUGCAAGAGACGUUUGUGUGAUUAAGGUUCCUCCAGAAGUGAAACAUACAGAUUCCUCUGUGACUGAGAGUGGAACUUGCUGCACGAGACGCUCACAUGCCAUCGCCGACCACGUGGUGAAAAUAAAAUACCCGAGACGUAAAAGUGGACCUCCUGUUAAGACAGAAAGGAAGGAUGAUGAUGACUGGCUCUGUGUGGACUUUGGCAGCAUGGUGAUUCACUGGAUGCCUCCAGAAAGAGAAACCUGUGAAUUAGAGAAAUCAGGGACCCUACCUUCUUAUGAUGACCACUUAGCUCAGAUAGCCCUUGAGACGUUACCUGAAGACUUCAUUCUUGGGAUGGAAGAUGACACUUCAUCCCUGACUCCAGUGGAGUUCAAAUGUGAAUAA